This is a messenger RNA of Tympanuchus pallidicinctus (lesser prairie-chicken), 2827 nucleotides long. RefSeq names its product colony stimulating factor 3 receptor (gene CSF3R). The coding region runs from base 155 to 2632 and encodes 825 amino acids. Gene Ontology annotation, biological process: cytokine-mediated signaling pathway. Gene Ontology annotation, cellular component: external side of plasma membrane; membrane; signaling receptor complex. The record is from RefSeq and is a predicted model, not a curated record. The transcript is spliced from 15 exons. Gene Ontology annotation, molecular function: granulocyte colony-stimulating factor binding; cytokine receptor activity. NCBI's taxonomy places the organism in Eukaryota, Metazoa, Chordata, Aves, Galliformes, Phasianidae.
GUUUUGAGGAACUAACGGCGAGAGCAGCAUGCUGGAGAGCGGGCAGCGCACAGAAAACCAUCAGGAGAUGGAGAGCAGCACCGGGAGCGGGCAGUGACAACGCGGGGCACAGAAGGUGUGGAGCAGAGGUGAUGCCCGAAGCACAGAGCAGAGCAUGGCCAGGCGUGGUGCUGGGACCUCCCUGCUGCUGCAGCUCUCCCUGCUGCUGCUCCUUGGCCCAAGUGGGACCCAGCAGAGCGGAGCAGAGCUGGACUGCGCCUCAGUGGCCGUGGACACUCCGGUGGUGCCGAUGGGGUCAGCCAUCACUGCAUCAUGCACCAUCCGCCGGGAGCGGUGCCGGGGGCUGGAGGAUGGACAGCCACACAUCUCCUGGCUGCUGGACAGCGAGCCGAUGGCGGGGAGGCAGCGCCGUGGUGUGGGGGGCACUGAAGUGUCUGAGCUGAGCGUGCCGCAGCUCAACCGCCCGCAGGCCAAGCUGUGGUGCUGCGUGGAGUGGAACGGCACCAAGCAGCGGGUCGGCAUGGCUGAGAUCCGAGCAGGCUACCCCCCUGGCAAGCCCUCCAACCUCAGCUGCCUGCUGGACCUCGGUGACUAUGGGCUGACGUGCCGCUGGCAGCAGGGAGCUGACGGCCACCUUCCCACCAACGUCAUGCUCAAGUGUGCCACGAGCAGAUCCCCAGCGGUGACGGGCUGCACCCCACAAAAUGGACGCAGUCAGUGCACGGUGCCGCGGCGGCUGCUGCAGCUGUACCGGCCCAUGGAGCUCUGGGUGACAGCCACCAACGCGCUGGGCACAGCCGAGUCAGAGCGGCUCCGCAUCGACCCCAUGGAUGUGGCCAAGCUGGAUCCCCCCAUCCUGCAGAGCAUCCACUCCGUGCCUCCCCAGACCGACUGCAUCACCUUGACCUGGGCCAUGGCCCCACGCAAUGCACACAUGGAGCUGUGCUGUGAGCUGCGCUACCGUGCUGCCGAAGACCCCUCCUGGGAUGUGGUCACAGGCAUCCCAGGCCAUGCAAGCAGUGUGCAGCACUGCAAGUUUCUCUUUGGGAUGCUGUACCACUUCCAGAUGCGGUGCCGUCGGGACUCAGCACGAGGCUACUGGAGUGAGUGGAGCGUGGGCAGGAACUACACAACCCAUGAGAAAGCCCCUGAAGGGAAGUUGGACGCGUGGUGGAGCACCCAGCCAGCUGCGGGCAGGAUGGAGGUGCAGCUGCGGUGGAAGGCCCCACGGCGGCAGGAGGCGAAUGGGCGUGUGCUGGGGUACCGGGUAACCCUGGGGUCCAGGAGGAGAGGCAGGGAGCCACAAACUGUCUGCAACACCACCGACACCCAGUGCCAUUUCACCGUGCCAGAGAAGACAGGAAGGGUCUAUCUCUCAGCCUACAAUGCCGCUGGCGAGUCAUCAGCCACAGAGGUUGUCCUACUGGAGAGGAAAGGUCAGCCCCUGGCUGGGCUCCGAGCUGUACCCAGGGGUGAGCGCAGCCUGUGGGUUCGCUGGGAGGCAGCACCGGUCCCACCAGUUGCCUACGUGCUGGAGUGGCAGCAGGUGUCCUCAGAGCCCAGGCACUGCAGUGCGUGCUGGCAGUUGGAGCUCAAUGGAACCACCACUGCCACCCUCAUCCAGGACAGCAUUGAGCCCUUCCAGCAGUACAACAUCUCGGUGUACCCCCUCUACAAGGAUGCUGUUGGGACACCUGCUCAUGUAGCAGCCUACUCCAAGCAGAAGGCACCAUCCCAUGCCCCAAAACUCCACCUGAAAAGCAUUGGCAAGUCCCAGGCUGAGCUCAGCUGGGAGCCGGUGGCCGUGGAGCUGCAGAAUGGCUUUAUCACUCACUACACUGUCUUCUGGGCAAACAGCACUGCGGAGGUUUCCAGUGCUGUUGUUAAUUCCUCCCUCAGCUCCUUCACCAUCCAAGGCCUGAAGCCAUCUACUCUUUACAAAGUGCACAUCAUGGCCUCUACAGCUGGUGGAAGCACCAAUGGCACCAGCCUGACGCUGGUGACCACCGUGCUAGAUGACAUCGAAAUCCAGUUCCUCUUCUUGACCCUGGUGCUGGUCUUUGUCCUGCUCAUCAUCCUGUUGAUCUGCUUCCAGAAGAACGGGAGGGUGAAGCAGCAAUUCUGGCCCAGCGUCCCUGACCCAGCCAACAGCAGCCUGGGCACGUGGGUGCCAGCAGAGCAGGAGCCCCUGCAGGCCCCCGGUGUGAAGGAGCCCGGCUUGGCGACCAUCUCCACCGUCACAGUGCUUGACAAGGCAGCGGGGAAGCAGGCCCCCACGUGGGGCAAGGAGCCCCCAGCCGAGCCCCCUGCCCUGCCACAGCCCUACAUGCAGCAGCACGGCACGCUUCAGGCCAAAGUGGGGCCGGGGGCAGAGCCCGUGCAGUACGUGCAGGUGGUGGGCGGCAGCUCCAGUGGCCCGCAGCGCGUCGCCCCGUGCCUCUACCUGCGUUCCAGCUCCACGCAGCCUCUGCUCUCGGACCCCAGCCCCGAAUCCUACGAGAAUCUCUGGUUCCGCGGGGCCGCACAGAGCUGCGCCCGGGGGAGCCUGGAGGAGCCGCUCCUCGACUUCCCGCUGCUGCGGGGGCUGCUGGUGAGCGGGGCCGAGGAGCUCCACGACUUCCAACCCUGCUGAGCCCCGCCACGGACCAAACCCGAUCCCCUGAGCCGAGCCGGGCCUGGAGCCCCACCUGCCAUUCCGUGGGGUUGAAAUCCCAUAGGGGCCCUUUUCCCUCCACCCCUGCCUCCCCCUCCUCCCGCGGACUGCCCGUGGCUGCAGGCGCUCGGUGCCCCUGCUGCGCCCCAGCAAUAAACACGGAGGUUUCUCGGA